Messenger RNA from Sciurus carolinensis (gray squirrel), 4366 nucleotides. It is a transcript of the gene Hsdl1, whose product is annotated as hydroxysteroid dehydrogenase like 1. Bases 421 to 1413 code for a protein of 330 amino acids. NCBI's taxonomy places the organism in Eukaryota, Metazoa, Chordata, Mammalia, Rodentia, Sciuridae. The transcript has 5 exons. The record is from RefSeq and is a predicted model, not a curated record.
CCGGAGCCGCCCUCCUCGGCGGCGCCUUUAUCCCCGUCCCGCGCGGCGCGGCCCGAGCGGGCUCCGCGGCCGCCGCCUCGCCCCACGAGCCUGGGUUCAGAGCUGCCGCGCUCUGCGAACCGGUGCCGCCUCCGCGCCCCGGGAGGGAAGGGCCGGGCGGGCGGGCCGAGCGCGCUAACCUGCGCACCUGCAGCCCCGGGCGGCGGGCUUACACCCCGCGACUGCCGGCCUCUGCCGAGCCCCGGGGUCCUGGGAGGCCGCAGUGCCCCGUCUCAACUGGGGAUGCAGAGCGUUCUGCCCUCAGGUUGAAGAGGGAAUAAAGAGGCCGAGGAAGAAAGCACUUGGGGGCCUUUGCGAAAAGUCAGCUCUCGGAAUAGCAUCAGCCUUGCACGGUAGUCCUGGCCGAGGGCUAAGGUUGCCAUGGCUGCCGUUGACAGCUUCUACCUCUUGUACAGGGAGAUCGCCAGGUCUUGUAAUUGCUAUAUGGAAGCGCUGGCUUUGGUCGGAGCCUGGUACACAGCCAGGAAAAGCAUCACCGUCAUCUGUGACUUCUACAGCCUGGUCAGGCUGCACUUUAUCCCUCGCCUGGGAAGCAGGGCAGAUCUGACCAAGCAGUACGGAAGAUGGGCCGUCGUCAGUGGUGCAACAGAUGGGAUUGGGAAAGCCUAUGCCGAAGAGUUAGCAAGCCGAGGUCUCAACAUUAUCCUGAUGAGUCGGAAUGAAGAGAAGCUGCGGACAGUUGCCAAAGACAUAGUUGACACCUACAAAGUGGAAACAGAUAUUAUAGUUGUGGACUUCAGCAGGGGCCGUGAGAUCUAUGUUCCAAUUGCAGAAGCCCUGAAAGACAAAGACAUUGGCAUCUUGGUAAAUAACGUGGGUGUGUUUUAUCCCUAUCCCCAGUAUUUUACUCAGGUUUCUGAGGACAAGCUCUGGGACAUCAUAAAUGUGAACAUUGCCGCUGCUAGUUUGAUGAUCCACAUAGUGUUACCAGGAAUGGUGGAGAGAAAGAAAGGUGCCAUCGUCACCAUCUCCUCUGGCUCUUGCUGCAAACCCACUCCCCAGCUGGCUGCGUUUUCUGCUUCUAAGGCUUACUUAGACCACUUCAGCCGAGCAUUGCAGUACGAGUAUGCCUCCAAAGGAAUCUUCGUGCAGAGUCUCAUCCCGUUCUAUGUGGCCACCAACAUGGCUGCACCGAGCAGCUUUCUGCACAGAUGCCCGUGGUUGGUGCCUUCACCAAAAGUAUAUGCACAUCAUGCUGUCUCUACCCUGGGGAUUUCAAAAAGGACCACAGGAUACUGGUCCCACUCUAUUCAGUUUCUUUUUGCACAGUAUAUGCCCGAGUGGCUCUGGGUGUGGGGAGCAAAUAUUCUCAACCGCUCGUUACGCAAGGAGGCCUUAGCCUGCAAAGCCUGAGUCCCCACCGUUGGUCAAGUUCUGCCAGCUUGUGGUAGCCGACAGUAUUCCGACAUUUGGAAACACGUUUCGUUUAUCUGAUGUAUUUUCUUUUUGACUGAUUAUCAACGUGCUCUUGAUUCAUCAUUUGCAAGGCAAACUGUUGGAGAGCCUGUGAGAAACCUCCAGGGCCACGUGGAUGUGCAGAGAAAAGAACCACCGAGGUGUGAGAACUGGGAAGACACCUGAAGGGGAUGCCUUUGUUCCAAGCUGUUCGAGAGUGGUGUUGACUUUGGAGCCACGGCAGCCUAACACCUGUAAUAGAUUUGUCAGCUCUUGGAUUUCAGAUGUUGUGUUUAAGGGAAAUACCCUAUUUUCCUUUUACACAUGACACACAGUCUUGGUUUUGAAAUGUUCACUAGGAAGAUUUUGUAACUGAGAUCACUGGUGUUAGCUUAGGAGUCUGUGGUUGGGCUGCCAGGGAGCAGAGAUGCUGUUCUUCAGGAGGCCUCGCUGAAGAACCCUGUGUGCUGUGCUGCGCUGUGCUGUGUGUGUCUGAGCAGCUUUACAUGUGGUUAAGUUAUAAAGAGCCUCGUCAGGGUGAGGUAUGGUGAAGCUUCACGGGGUGUUAAAGACCUAGGCUCUUCCUUUUCAAACUGGAUAAGGCUGACGGGUUUUAUGCUGUGAGUUUGCCUUGUCUGAUGCUGCUUCCUCCAUGACAAUUGUGUUUUUCCAGUUCUGGGGUGAGUACAGUCCUAGAUUUGGAUAUCUAAUGGGUAACCUUCAGUCAUUAGCUUUUGAUUUGUAAUUGUGGGUAAGUAGUGAUUUCUUAACCUAGGAUCCAUUUUAUAACUAAAAUUUAGCCCUUUAGAGCUUGUUAUAGCUGGUUUUCAUACACUUUUCUAUGUAAUAUGAUUCCAUUCCAGUAGUAGUAUUGAUAUAACAUCAAGUAUUAUUAUGGAAUAGUACUUAAAAUAUGAACAAAUUAUGUGUGUGAUAUGAUGUAUUUGUUGAAAUAAUGUUAGAAGCUCAUUUUUGGUUCAUGUAAUGAAUUUAUGCAUUAUUGUGACUACUUUUAUUGGUGUAAUGAUAAUCAUGCACAAACCCCACAAUAGGGAUUAGCAUUGAAAUCUACAGUGAGAUGUCUUUAAUGAAGAUCCUAUAAAGCCAGCCAUUUUUGUGGGUCACAUAUCUAGCACUCAAUUUAUGUAAGUUACUAUAUGAAUAUGGUAAGACAUGCGGAUUUAAAAUAUAGAGCUUAAUAUCAUGACAUUGCCGAAGCUGGUCAGUUAGUUGCAGGCCAGGACUGGUGUGGAGUUGUUCUGUUGUGAGGCAGUCUUCCACAGUGAACCUAAGCACACGUUAGUGUUGAACACACGUUUUUGCCUGUGAUAUUGCUGGCAGCAUUUCCAGAUGUGACAUGGACUCAGAAGAUCAGUGGCUAAGUUCCAAAGCUCUUCCACUCCUAAAUCAUGUCUUCGAAACAUAAGAUGUGGAGACCUUUGCACUUACAGGCACUGCACGGCAAAGGUGCUGGUGGGGUGACUGGGAUCCUCCUGACUUCAUGCCACACUGAGGGCAUCAUGGGUCAUGUGGUCGGCUGUAGCAGCUUUCUGUGGCCACAUUGUCAGAUGGUUCCGUGUAAGGCUGUGUGAUCCAGUGCUCUCAGGCUUAUCCAUCAGGUGUGGAGGUGCCGUGUGAUGAGAACCGGCAAAUGCACCUGGCCAGCAGUGCCCUGUUCUUCCCUUGGCAGGACGUAGCUAGACACGCUGACUGGUGCGGACAUGGUGCAGCCGUCCACAGCUGCAGGGAAAGAACAAGACGAGCAUUUCCUUCAGUUCUCUAGCUUUCGUAGAAUACCACCUCCUCAAAAGACCGUUUUAGAGUUGAUUGGGUCACUGUGGAUGGGGCCUUUGGUUAAGAACGUGGGGUAUCUGAACCUCUGAAAUUUGGUCUAUGAAUUGGAAGUGUAACAAUAAAAGCAGUUGCUCUGUCUCCUCUGGAAGAGCUUUUACUGCAAGUGUUUCUAAUCUGGUUGGUUGGAAAGAGUUUCUUUUUCCUUAUAGAAAUGAUUACCAAAAAUAAAAUACAAAAGAGGGCUGGGGAUGGGGCUCAAUGGUCGAGUAACCCCGGAUUCAAUCCCCAGUACCCACCCCCCCAAAAAAAAUUCACCUGUGAACACCUGUGGUCAUACUCCCUAAAAGCUGAAGCUUCAGGAACAGAAUUGUGUAACUGCCAAGGAAGCUUCUGAAGUAACCAGCGAUUUUCCGACUCAUGUCCCGAUGAUUGAGGAGGAUGGAGAUGGGUUGAACACUGCAUUUGCAGUGUGCAGAUGGUGGGCAGUUUGCCAGGAGCCAUUUCAGGCCAGUGGUGGGACUGAAGGGUGCUGGCGGCCAGAGAGUGGGGAGAAAAGGGAAGAGAGCUAACAGACAGUUCUGACAUCAGAUCUUGUUACAUUUGGGAACCAGAGGGUUAGGUGGCAUGUCGUCAGUCAUGACUGUGUUCCAGGAUGGUUUCCAGACUCCAUGAUUGCCUCUUCUCCGUACAGUUCCAAACUUAGGACAGUUCAGCGCAUGGUUUUUUGACUUCACAGUGGUGUGAGUGCUAGAUGCUCUGCUGGAAGCUGCGUCUUGAGCGUGCUCUCCGCGAGGCGAGUGAUGCACACUUUAGUACUCUCGCAAGUUGGGCAGCGGCAGGGCUGCAACUCGCGGCCAGCAACUCGCGGCCAGCUGUGCCAUCACUCAGUCACCUUUCACAGUCGUCCCCUGGAUCUGGAUGGGAUUGGCCCAGGACCCCUGCGGUGCCCAAACCUUCGAAGCUCACGCCUCUCUUAUGAAAUGGUGUAGUACUGCAUACAGCUGACGCCUACUGUAUACUUUCAACGAUCUCUGGGUCUCUUGUGUGUAAAUGUCACGUGACUGGUUGUUAUACUGUGUUGUCAGGGAAGAAUGACAAGGAAAUAAACGUCUCUACA